AUGGAGUCUGUGCUUAACUUGAUCUCCAACGAGAUGAAAGAGAUUAGAGAUGGAACAAAAAGUAACAAAAUAUCUCAACCACUUGUUUUAGACAUAGAAGACUUCAAGGGCGACUUCUCUUUCGAUGCUUUAUUUGGAAACUUAGUAAAUGAGGUUCUGCCAUCUUUCCAAGAAGAAGAUGCUGACUCAUUAGAAGCAAAUGGUAAUAUUAAUGGGAAUGAUGCUUUGCCUAAUGGAAGGGCAGGGCAAGGUCAAGGGCAAGGGCAAUUGACUCCUUUAUUUCCAGAAGUAGAUGCUUUAUUGUCAAUGUUCAAGAAUUCCUGUUCGCAGUUAGUCGAAAUUCGGAAACAGGUUGAUGGAAAACUAUUUAAUCUUAAAAAAGAUGUUUCUGCACAAGACUCUAAACAUAGGAAGACGCUUGGUGAGCUGGAGAAAGGUGUGGAUGGGUUGUUUGAUAGCUUUGCAAGAUUGGAUUCACGUAUUUCUAGUGUUGGGCAGACUGCUGCUAAAAUUGGGGAUCAUUUACAGAGUGCAGAUUCCCAGAGAGAAACUGCCAGCCAAACUAUGGAGCUCAUAAAGUACCUAAUGGAAUUCAACAGUAGCCCAGGGGAUCUGAUGGAACUUUCUCCUCUAUUCUCUGAUGACAGCCGUGUUGCUGAGGCUGCUUCGAUUGCACAAAAAUUACGUUCAUUUGCAGAGGAAGAUAUUGGCAGACAGGGUGUGACUAUGCAAUCCGUUCCAGGGAAUGCAACUGCUAGUAGAGGAUUGGAGGUUGCUGUUGGCAACCUUCAAGAAUACUGCAAUGAACUGGAGAACAGGUUGUUGUCUAGGUUUGAUACUGCAUCUCAGAAAAGAGAAUUGUCAACCAUGGCAGAAUGUGCAAAAAUCCUAUCUCAGUUUAACAGAGGCACCAGUGCGAUGCAACACUACGUGGGUUUAAGGCCGAUGUUUGAUGUGGAGGUGAUGAAUGCAGACACACGAUUGGUUCUUGGUGACCAGGAUUCCCUACCUAGUCCCAGUAAUGUUGCCCGUGCACUCUCCUCUUUGUACAAAGAGAUAAUCGAUACUGUCCGAAAAGAAGCAGCUACCAUCACGGCUGUAUUUCCUUCUCCAAAUGAUGUCAUGUCAAUUUUGGUACAGCGAGUAAUGGAAGACCGGGUUCCUAAACUGUUGGAGAAACUAUUGGUGAAACCAUCUUUAGUGCAUCCACCUCCGAUGGGAGAAGGUGGUCUUUUGCUAUACCUGAGGAUGUUGGCAGUGGGAUAUGAGAAGACACAGGAACUUGCCAAGGAUCUACGCAGUGUGGGAUGUGGUGACUUGGACAUUGAAGGCCUAACAGAAUCUCUAUUCAUUGAUCACAAAGAUAUGUACAUUGAAUACGAGCAAGCUUCCUUAAGACAACUCUACAAAUCAAAGAUGGAGGAACUGCUUUCUGAAUGCCAGCUAGCGGGAGAGUCAACAGGGUCAAUUGGACGUUCAAAAGGCGCUUCAGUAUCAUCUUCCCACCAGCAAAUAUCUGUUACAGUUGUCACAGAGUUUGUGCGCUGGAAUGAAGAGGCAAUUUCCAGAUGCACUUUGUUUUCACCUCAGCCUGGUAAUCUUGCAACCAAUGUGAAAACCGUCUUCACUUGCCUUCUAGACCAAGUGAGUCAGUAUACAACAGAAGGGCUUGAAAGAGCCAGAGACGGCCUUACAGAGGCUGCAGCUUUGAGGGAGAGGUUUGUGUUAGGCACCAGUGUUAGUCGAAGAGUGGCUGCUGCAGCUGCUUCUGCUGCAGAAGCUGCUGCUGCUGCUGGUGAAAGCAGUUUUAGAUCUUUCAUGGUUGCUGUACAGCGUUGUGGAAGCAGUGUGGCUAUCGUUCAACAAUACUUUGCUAACUCAAUUUCAAGGCUUCUGUUACCUGUGGAUGGUGCACAUGCUGCAUCAUGUGAAGAAAUGGCAACAGCUAUGUCCAGUGCAGAGGGCGCUGCCUAUAAAGGCCUCCAACAGUGCAUCGAGACAGUUAUGGCCGAGGUGGAACGAUUGCUUUCAGCCGAACAAAAAGCAACCGAUUAUAAAUCACCAGAUGAUGGCAUUGUUCCUGAUCAUCGGCCUACAAAUGCAUGCAUAAGAGUUGUGGCAUACCUCUCUCGUGUGCUUGAAGCAGCAUUCACUGCACUAGAAGGUCUUAACAAGCAAGCUUUCUUAACUGAAUUGGGGAACCGCUUGCACAAAGGCCUAAGUAAUCACUGGCAGAAGUACACUUUCAAUCCCAGUGGAGGACUAAGGCUGAAACGUGACAUCACUGAAUAUGGGGAUUUUGUGCGAAGCUUCAAUGCUCCUACAGUUGAUGAAAAAUUCGAAUCACUAAGCAUCAUGGCAAAUGUCUUCAUUGUUGCUCCUGAAAGCUUAUCGAGUCUGUUUGAAGGCACACCAAGCAUACUUAAAGAUGCUCAAAGGUUCAUUCAGCUUAGAGAGGACUAUAAAAGUGCAAAACUUGCAGCCAAACUCAGCUCCCUUUGGCCAACCUCUUAAUCUAGUUGUUGUAGAUUUUAUUAGUAUAAAAUGCAUUUUCAAAUUUAACUCUUGUGAUUUUAUAUUAUAUGUUUAUUAUUAUUGGAGUUUUGCACAACUACUUGUAUAUGGUAAAAUUGGUUCCAGACAGACAUCCUUUUGUUUACCUCUAUGCUGUGUG
This is a messenger RNA of Lactuca virosa, 2674 nucleotides long. NCBI's taxonomy places the organism in Eukaryota, Viridiplantae, Streptophyta, Magnoliopsida, Asterales, Asteraceae. The record is from the annotation of a GenBank genome assembly.